UGGGCAUUUGGGCGAAUCUUCUAUAAGUAUCGUUUAUUUGAUUCCGCGUGUUAUGUGUAUAGUAACAUGGAAUAGGCUACUUUGCUCUAAUGGGCGGGCAAGGCAAGGCUAUGGCCAUGCCGCCUUCUCAUUCUUCCGCACUAGCAGGAGCUUCUUCCAGCCCUAGCGCUUCUUCCUCGUGCUCCUCCUCUUCCUCCUCGGGCGCCGCGGUCAUAGGUCUCAUUCGAGAUAGGGAUUCUUCGUCCAGCGCCUUGGAUCAUCAGCAGAGUAAGCGACGACAGCCUCCAGCGCCCGCGAUCGAUGAGGACGACGCUCCAAGUGCUAGGAUUCCAGCAGCAGCGGCGGCGGCAGCGGCAGCUCCAGCUAAGGAUUCCCUUGCCUAUGCCGAAAUAUUGCUGUCGAGGAGCAAGUUCGCGGAUGCCCAGCUGCUGUACAAGAGCGUGCUCGAGGCGGAGCCGAGCUGCGUCCAGGCGCUGGUCAGCAAGGGCGUUUGCCUCCAGAUGCAAGGUAAUGCGCGCCAGGCCUUGGAAUGCUUCGCGUCGGCGCUCAAGCUCGAUCCUUCCAAUGCUCGAGCCCUAACGCAAUGCGGCAUUCUCUACAAGGAAGAGGGCCAUCUGCUCGAAGCAUCCGAGGCUUAUCAAAAAGCGCUCCAGGCAGACCCAAAGUACAAACCAGCCUUGGAAAGCCUCGCGGUUGUCUUGACUGACAUUGGCACCAGCUUGAAGUUGUCUGGGAACGUCCACGAUGGUAUGCAAAAGUACUUUGAGGCGCUUCGAGCGGAUGCUACGUACGCGCCGGCGUUUUACAACCUGGGUGUCGUUUACUCGGAGAUGCUCCAGUAUGACACAGCUUUGAACUGUUACGAGAAGGCCGCGGCGCACAGGCCCAUGUAUGCCGAAGCAUACUGCAACAUGGGCGUCAUCUAUAAGAACCGGGGAGAUUUAGAUGCGGCAAUCGCUUGCUACGAGAGGUGCUUGGCUGUCUCUCCAAAUUUUGAAAUCGCAAAGAACAAUAUGGCGAUCGCGCUGACAGAUCUUGGCACUAAGGUGAAGCUUGAGGGAAACAUCCAUCAAGGCGUUGCUUAUUACAAAAAGGCCUUGCUCUAUAACUGGCACUAUGCCGACGCGAUGUACAACCUCGGUGUUGCGUACGGGGAAAUGCUGAAAUUCGACAUGGCAGUCGUGAUGUACGAACUGGCGUUGCAUUUCAACCCUCAGUGUGCGGAAGCAUGUAAUAACUUAGGAGUCAUUUACAAGGACAGGGACAAUUUGGACAGAGCCGUCGAAUGUUAUCAGAUGGCUCUUACAAUAAAACCCGACUUUUCCCAGUCUCUCAACAACCUUGGCGUCGUUUAUACCGUCCAGGGAAAGAUGGACUCUGCGUCGGCAAUGAUCGAAAAGGCGAUCCUCGCAAACCCUUCGUAUGCAGAGGCUUAUAACAAUCUCGGUGUGUUGCAUCGAGAUGCCGGAAAUAUUUAUCUUGCAAUUGAGGCUUACGAACGUUGCUUGCGUAUAGACUCGGACUCUCGGAACGCCGGGCAGAACCGCUUAUUGGCAAUGAACUACAUAUAUGAGGAUGAAGAUAAAUUAUACCAUGCUCACAGAGACUGGGGCAAGCGGUUUUUGCGUCUAUAUUCUCCAUACACAACUUGGAGCAAUUCCAAGGAACCUGACAGACCACUAACCAUAGGAUACAUCUCACCCGAUUACUUCACCCAUUCUGUCUCUUAUUUUAUAGAAGCCCCGCUUAUGCACCAUGACUAUAGUAACUACCGGGUUGUCGUGUAUUCUGCAGUCGUCAAGGCAGACGCUAAAACACAACGCUUUAAGGACGCUGUGUUGAAAAACGGUGGUAUGUGGAAGGAAGUUUAUGGAAUCGACGAGAAGAAAGUAGCAGCUCUUGUCAGAGAAGAUAACGUGGAUAUCUUGGUAGAACUUACUGGGCAUACGGCAAAUAAUAAGCUCGGGGUUAUGGCGUGUCGUCCGGCUCCUCUUCAGGCCACCUGGAUAGGAUAUCCAAACACAACUGGGCUAGCCACAAUUGAUUACAGAUUUACAGAUUCAUUGGCUGAUCCGCCAGAUACCAGACAAAGGCACGUAGAGGAACUUGUUAGGCUGCCGGGAUGCUUUUUAUGCUACACACCUUCUGCCGAAGCAGGCCCAAUCGUUCAAGCCCCGGCUUUGACAAACGGUUUUGUCACUUUCGGAAGCUUUAAUAAUCUAGCGAAGAUAACUCCUCGGGUUGUUCGUGUUUGGGCCAGGAUACUCUGUGCCGUUCCGACAGCCAGACUAGUUGUCAAGUGCAAGCCAUUUUGUUGUGACGGAAUAAGGGACAAGUUUCUUGCCAAAUUCGAGGAGCUGGGCGUGCAACCGAUGCGGCUUGAUCUAUUGCCUCUCAUUCUGUUAAACCACGACCACAUGCAGGCGUAUUCGUUCAUGGAUAUCAGCCUCGAUACAUUUCCAUACGCGGGUACCACGACCACCUGCGAAUCGCUCUACAUGGGGAUACCGUGCGUUACAAUGGCAGGCAAGGUCCAUGCAAACAAUGUGGGUGUUACGUUACUGAGCCAAGUCGGCUUGUGUAAUCUAAUCGCCCGGACGGAAGACGAGUACGUGAAGAAAGCUGUGGACUUAGCUUCGGACGUUUCAAAGCUCUCGGCAUUGAGGACUGGACUCCGGGACAGGAUGCUCAAGUCCCAACUUUGCAAUGGCCCGAGCUUCGUCCAAGGCUUGGAAGCGGCCUACCGUACCUUGUGGCAAAGGUAUUGUCAGGGAAUUGUACCAUCGCUCGUUAGGCUUAGAGACGACCAGGCCGACGGCACCCACUCGGACAACACGAACUGGGUGAACGGCUUCAAGCCGACAGCAAAUGGUUUUGGGUCGGCCAUUAUUUCGGACACUAGAACCAGGUAGAAAGGUACGCACGCUUCCAUUUUAUAGGCCAGAGGGAAGGAUCACUGGGAUGAAGCACUUCACCAUUGUUUCCUCCUGUCUUCCUUUUAUUUACAGUGCAGGGAGUCCACCAAAUGGACACAAAUAUAUAAGAUUUCCGAUGAUUUCUAGUUGCAGCAA
Selaginella moellendorffii is the source of this 3071-nucleotide messenger RNA. Its product is annotated as probable UDP-N-acetylglucosamine--peptide N-acetylglucosaminyltransferase SPINDLY. Bases 90 to 2912 code for a protein of 940 amino acids. The transcript is spliced from 17 exons. The record is from RefSeq and is a predicted model, not a curated record. Gene Ontology annotation, molecular function: protein binding. Lineage: Eukaryota; Viridiplantae; Streptophyta; Lycopodiopsida; Selaginellales; Selaginellaceae.